Molecule: messenger RNA, 1440 nt
Organism: Balaenoptera ricei (Rice's whale)
Lineage: Eukaryota; Metazoa; Chordata; Mammalia; Artiodactyla; Balaenopteridae
Gene: P2RX2
Product: purinergic receptor P2X 2
Exons: 11
Coding region: 1-1440 (479 amino acids)
Biological process (GO): monoatomic cation transmembrane transport; response to ATP
Cellular component (GO): plasma membrane; nuclear inner membrane
Molecular function (GO): purinergic nucleotide receptor activity; extracellularly ATP-gated monoatomic cation channel activity; ATP binding
Source: RefSeq, a predicted model, not a curated record
AUGGCGGCCGCCGAGCCCAAGCCCCCCGCGGGGACGGCCGCGGCCCGACGCCUGGCCCGGGGCUGCUGGUCCGCGUUCUGGGACUACGAGACGCCCAAGGUGAUCGUGGUGAAGAACCGGCGCCUGGGCAUCGUGUACCGCGCGGUGCAGCUGCUCAUUCUGCUCUACUUCGUGUGGUACGUGUUCAUCGUGCAGAAGAGCUACCAGGACAGCGAGACGGGCCCCGAGAGCUCCGUCAUCACCAAGGUCAAGGGCAUCACCUCGUCCGAGCACAAAGUGUGGGACGUGGAGGAGUACGUGAAACCCCCCGAGGGGGGCAGCGUGUUCAGCAUCAUCACCAGGAUCGAGGUCACCCCCUUCCAGACCCUCGGAACCUGCGCCGAGAGUAUGAGGGUCAACAACGCCACCUGCGACUCGGAUGAAGACUGCGUGGCUGGGCAGCUGGACAUGCUGGGAAACGGCCUGCGGACCGGGCGCUGCGUGCCUUAUUACCACGGGUCCUCCAAGACCUGCGAGGUGUCCGGCUGGUGCCCGGUGGAAGACGGGGCCUCAGUCAGCCAGUUUCUCGGUAAGAUGGCCCCGAAUUUCACCAUCCUCAUCAAGAACAGCAUCCACUACCCCAAAUUCCAGUUCUCCAAGGGCAACAUCGAGAGCCGGAAGGAUGGCUACCUGAAACACUGCACGUUCCAUGAGGUCUCUGACCUCUACUGCCCCAUCUUCAAGCUGGGCUACAUAGUGGAGCAGGCAGGGGAAAACUUCACGCAGCUGGCACACGCGGGCGGUGUAAUUGGGGUCAUUAUCAACUGGGACUGUGACCUGGACCUGUCGGCAUCCAAGUGCAACCCCAAAUACUCCUUCCGGAGGCUCGACCCCAAGCAUGUCCCAGCCUCAUCUGGCUACAACUUCAGGUUCGCCAAGUAUUACAAAAUAAACGGUAGCACCACCCGCACACUCAUCAAAGCCUACGGGAUCCGAAUUGACGUCAUCGUGCACGGACAGGCAGGGAAGUUCAGCCUGAUUCCCACCAUCAUUAACCUGGCCACAGCGCUGACCUCCAUCGGGGUGGGCUCCUUCCUGUGCGACUGGAUCUUGCUAACGUUCAUGAACAAAAACAAGGUCUACAGCCAUAAGAAAUUUGACAAGGUGUGUACUCCCGGGCCCUCCUCAGGCAGCUGGCCCGUGACCCUGGCCCUUGUUUUGGGCCAGGCCCCUCCCCCACCCUAUCCCUGCUCCGCAGACCCAGGCCAGGCCGGCCGACCGCAGGGUGAGGGGCAGAGCCAGGCCUGGGCUGUCCCCCCCGCAUGGCCUUGCCCCACCUCUGCCCUGUCUGAGCAGAUGGUGGGUGCUCCCAGACGGGGAGCAGGGCCAGGGCUUGGCGCCUCCGAGCCUUCCCCGCAGGACUGCACUCUCACGGACGCCCGAGGUUUGGCCCAGCUCUGA